GCACCCUCCGUUCUAGCGCCGCUUCCGCCCGGGCGCAAAAUGGCGGCGCCCUUUGUCUGUUCCGUGUCACCAUGAUCGCCGCCGCCGUCGGGAUGAUGUGACGCUCGUGGGAUGGCAGGUGCGGGGCCGAGAGUGAGGGGAGCGCCCCCGGGCUCCCUACGACCGCCCAGCGCCGGGGUCGGGGCCUGAGAGCGGGGCCGCCCGUCCGCCGCCCGUCCGCAGGCGGAGAUCGGGCGAAGAAGCCGCGGCGCGGACAGCUCCUCGGGCCAUGGACUUCCCGCAGCACAGCCACCAAGUCCUGGAGCAGCUGAACCAGCAGCGGCAGCUGGGCCUGCUGUGCGACUGCACCUUCGUGGUGGAUGGCAUCGACUUCAAGGCCCAUAAGGCGGUGCUGGCGGCCUGCAGCGAAUACUUCAGGAUGCUCUUCGUGGACCAGAAGGACGUGGUGCACCUGGACAUCAGCAAUGCGGCAGGUCUGGAGCAAGUGCUGGAAUUCAUGUACACGGCCAAGCUGACCCUCAGCCCGGAGAACGUGGAGGACGUCAUGGCCGUGGGCAGCUUCCUUCAGAUGCAGGAGGUCGUCCACGCCUGCAGCACAUUGAGGGCCCUCUCGCCCCCAGUUGGCCUGGAGAUCCCCACAGUGGCUGGGCAGGAGAAAACAACCAACAGCAGGCACAAAAUGGAGUUGGAAGCCCCCAGGGAGCAGGAGGAGCAAACCUCCUCUGGCAGCCUCCAGCCAGCUGAAGUGGCCCAUCCUGCAGAGGACCUGAAAGACGAGGCAAUAGUGGCGGAAGGGAGCGAGGCUGGUCCAAGGCCAGAUGCAGGCACAGCGUUCCCCGCCGGGACUGAGGGACCGCCGGAGGAGCUGCAGUUCGGCCUCUCCCCCCACGAAGAGAGCAGACCCGUCUCCACUUUCCCCGCUCAGGCCAGGGAGGCUGACCUUCCAAUGCUGAAAGUCCCCGUGGAGAUGGAGGUGGAGCUGGAAGGACGCGAAGAGGAGGAAGACCCGCCUUCCGAGGCGGAGGGCAAUGGCAAGACGGCCGAGGAGCCCGAACCGACCCUGCUGACCAACGGCAGCGUCCCCGAGGACUUUGAGUCUGGAGGCACCGACUCUGGGCAGGAGAACGCGGGAGAGGCCAGGCUGCUGCGUUCGGGGACAUACAGUGACAGGACAGAAUCCAAAACGUACGGCUCCGUGACCCACAAGUGUGAGGACUGUGGAAAGGCGUUCACCCACACGGGCAACUUCAAGCGCCAUAUCCGCAUCCACACGGGAGAGAAGCCCUUCUCCUGCCGGGAAUGCAGCAAGGCCUUUUCGGACCCCGCGGCCUGCAAAGCGCACGAGAAGACCCACAGCCCCCUCAAGCCCUACAGCUGCGAGGAAUGCGGCAAGAGUUACCGCCUUCUCAGCCUGCUGAACCUGCACAAGAAGCGCCACACAGGGGAGGCCAGGUACCGCUGCGAGGACUGUGGGAAGCUCUUCACCACCUCGGGCAACCUGAAGCGCCACCAGCUGGUGCACAGCGGGGAGAAGCCCUACCAGUGCGACUACUGCGGACGCUCCUUCUCCGACCCCACCUCCAAAAUGCGGCAUCUCGAGACGCACGACACCGACAAGGAGCACCAGUGCCCUCACUGCGAGAAGAUGUUCAACCAGGUGGGGAACCUCAAAGCCCACUUGAAGAUCCACAUUGCGGAUGGACCGCUGAAGUGCCGCGAGUGCGGAAAGCAGUUCACGACCUCAGGUAACUUGAAGCGGCAUCUCCGCAUCCACAGUGGAGAGAAACCGUACAUCUGUGUGCACUGCCAGCGCCAGUUUGCCGACCCGGGGGCUCUCCAGCGGCACGUCCGUAUCCACACAGGCGAGAAGCCCUGCCAGUGCAUCAUUUGUGGGAAAGCCUUCACCCAGGCCAGCUCUCUAAUAGCCCACGUGCGCCAACACACUGGGGAGAAACCCUACGUUUGCGAACGUUGCGGCAAAAGAUUUGUCCAGUCCAGCCAACUGGCCAAUCACAUCCGCCACCACGACAACAUCCGCCCUCACAAGUGCAGCGUCUGCAGCAAAGCUUUCGUCAACGUGGGCGACCUGUCCAAGCACUUCAUCAUCCACACAGGGGAAAAGCCAUUCCUGUGCGACAAGUGCGGCCGCGGCUUCAACCGGGUGGAUAAUCUCCGCUCCCACGUCAAGACCGUCCACCAAGGCAAAGCGGGGAUGAAGCUCCUGGAGCCCAGCGAAGGCGACGAUCUCAACAUCGUCACCGUGGCCUCGGAGGAGAUGGUGACGCUGGCCACGGAAGCUCUAGCCGCCACGGCAGUCACCCAGCUCACCGUUGUUCCCGUCGCAGCUCCUGUCACAGCGGACGAGACGGAAGCGCUCAAGGCCGAGAUCACCAAGGCUGUGAAACAGGUCCAAGAAGCAGACCCCAACACCCAAAUCCUCUACGCCUGCGAUUCCUGCGGAGAGAAGUUCCUGGAUGCCAACAGCCUGGCUCAGCACGUGCGCAUUCACACAGCCCAAGCCCUGGUCAUGUUUCAGGCGGACACAGACUUUUACCAACAGUACAAUGCUACCACCGCUUGGCACGGCGAGCAGGUUAUCCCGUCGGGAGAGCUACUCUUCCGGGCACGGGAUGGCAGCGAAGUGUCGCCAGCCUUGCCAGAGGCCCCACCGGCUGGAGAGUGAUGGCAGGUGCUGCCCCGCCAACAAGACUGAUGCCCAAAGGAGGCAGCUUGGGGGUGGUGGGUGGUGGAAGUGCUCCUCGUACCCCGAGAGAGAAUGCUCCUCCCAUCGCCUGAACAUUCCGGCAUCGCUCCCAAACCGCUAUUUAAAGGCCACGAAUGCUACAUGGAAACUGAUGUAAAAAAAAAAAAAUAUUAUUUCUGUAUUGGAGAGACUACAUCUGUGUUAAUACUGAGAAGAAGAAGAAAUAAAAAAAGGCUGUUAUUUUCUAUGUUUAAAAGGAAAACUUGCUUUGGCCGGGUUCCGUUUCUCCAGCCAAGGCUUUUCCUAGCUUUGCUUCUUCGGUCGAGUCUCCCAGAAGAACGCAGGAGGCUUUUGUUCCGUCAACCAGAUCCUGAAAACCAGCCCGAAAAGGCUCCUGGCGGCCUCGGGAGGGCGAAGUCACGGCUGCUUCUUCAUAGGGAGAAAGAGGUGAACGGCGCCUUACCGAAAGCAGCCUUAGACACCCCAAUUUCCUGCAGAGAACCGUUAACACCAGGGUGUUUUGUCUUUUUUAAUAAAAGUCUGUAUUCCAAUGGACACACAAAACAAAACUGCGCUGAGAAAACAGUUCCAUAAAUUAAGUCUUAGGAGUAGAAGGACCAGAGAGAAGGCAGAUUAAAAAGUCUGUACAGUGGGUGAAACCUUCCAUGGGCGGAGCGGAGGCCGGGGGGGGGGGGGGGGAGGCCCAGGACUAAAUGAAGCGCACUUACAAAUGAGUGACAAAUACAAAGUCGGAGUAUGAAAAUAAGAUUUUCUUUGAAAACACAUCUUUUUUUGGCACAGAUUAAAAAAAAAGUAUGUUGUGGGGAUCAGAUUUCUUUAGAGUUUUUUUUUUAAAUAUUUUAUAGAAUAUAAUUAUAUAUUUUAUAAUUAUAUUUUAUAAAAUAUUAUAUAUAUCUCUCUCUAUAUAUAUUUAUAUAUACACACACCCACGGAGUCCUGCAUAAUACCACCAAGAAGGGAAAACAGCUCUCCUUUUUAGGCUUGGUUUUGCUUUCAGUGUAAACUGUACAUCCAGGAGGAAGGAGGGAAACCGCAGGGAUGAGGGACGGGGGAAGGCAGCAGGAAGUAAGGGGUGGGGGGGUUUCCCGGAGAGCGUGAAAUGCUCCUUGACCCACAGACUGGAGCGGAAGGUCCUGCAGUCCAGAGUCCACGCCGCCAGCUGCUGUGUG
Messenger RNA from Notechis scutatus (mainland tiger snake), 3894 nucleotides. RefSeq names its product zinc finger and BTB domain containing 17 (gene ZBTB17). Gene Ontology annotation, molecular function: protein binding; RNA polymerase II cis-regulatory region sequence-specific DNA binding; DNA-binding transcription repressor activity, RNA polymerase II-specific. Gene Ontology annotation, cellular component: nucleoplasm. NCBI's taxonomy places the organism in Eukaryota, Metazoa, Chordata, Lepidosauria, Squamata, Elapidae. Gene Ontology annotation, biological process: regulation of transcription by RNA polymerase II. The record is from RefSeq and is a predicted model, not a curated record.